AUGCUUAGGAUAAAAUGGGAGCUGCUGCUAAUGGCCAUCAUAUGCUGGCAGAGAGGCCACACAGAUAAUCAUGAGACUAAGAAGAGACUUGGGCAUGUGACUGUGGUAGUUGUGGGUGGAACAGGUGACUUGGCCAGGAAGUACCUGUGGCAAGGCUUUUUCCAGCUCUAUGCUGACCAGGUAGGCAAAGGACACACCUUCUCAUUUUACGGUGGGGGCCUUUCGCCAACCGAGAAGGGGACACCACUGCUGUUUGGGAUCUUGAAGGAGUUGGCUUGUCCUCUUGAGCUCACGGCAGAGCGCUGUACUUUGGUCAAAGACCAGUUCCUGCAUCUUUCCAAAUAUCACCAGCUGAAGACUACUGAGGACUAUGAGAAGCUCAGCCAGCAGAUCAAGCAGCAGCUAGAACAGGAGGAUAUGGUUGAAGAAGGGAGGCUCUUCUACCUGUCUGUUCCAGCUUUCACGUAUGCAGACAUUGCAGAGAAGAUUAACAACACCUGCCAUCCCCCAUCUGACGCAUGGCUCAGGGUGGUACUGGAGAAGCCCUUUGGUCACGACCUUUACAGUGCUCAGGCCCUUGACAAAAAACUGUCAGGCCAGCUGAAAGAAAAUGAGAUGUACAGGAUUGACCACUAUUUAGGGAAGCAGGUUGUCUCUAAAAUACUGCCAUUUAGGAAAGAGAAUAAGAAACUUCUGGACCCUAUCUGGAACAAGCACCAUAUCCAACAAAUAGAAAUUGUAUUGAAGGAAACCCUGGAUGCCAAAGGCCGGAUUCAGUUUUAUGAUCAAUACGGCGUCAUCAGAGACGUGCUCCAAAACCACCUCACAGAGGUCAUGACCCUUAUGUUGAUGAACCUUCCUGCAAACCUGUCCAACAGCAUGGAGAUACUACAAAACAAGCUUAAUUUCUUGGCUUCCCUUCAACAUGUAGAUAACAGUAAUGCGGUUGUAGGUCAGUACCAAGCUUACAAUGGAGAGGUUCAGGAAGAGCUAAAUAAAACUAAGGACUACUUCAGCUUAACCCCCACAUUUGCUGGUGUGGUCAUUAAUGUCAACAAUGCUCAAUAUGAGGGUAUCCCCAUAUUUAUGACCUCAGGCAAGGCACUUGAUGAACGGGUUUCUUAUGCUCGUGUGCUUUUCAAAAAUGAUGUAUUUUGCAUCCAGGAUCCCAACAAUGUUCAGUGCAAAUCCAAACAGAUCAUAUUUUAUCUGGGUCACGGAAACCUGCAGUACCCUGCGAUUCUUGUCAGCAAGAACCUGUUCAAGCCCGAACUGGUAAGCAGCGGUGACUGGAAGGAGGUCACAGAAUACAAAGAUGUGAAUGUCCUGGGGUUACCACUUAGUGACUAUUACAUCCAGUCACCGGUCACACCCAGAGAGGCUUAUUGUGAGCUGAUCUCACAUGUCUUCUUGGGACGCAAGGACAGCUUUAUUAGUGCAGAGGGACUCCAUGCUUCUUGGGCAUUUUGGACUCCCCUCCUCGAAGGUCUGAGUCGGGUCUUUCCACGGGUGUAUCCAGGUGGUGAAGCUAAUGGAAACCUGUUGAACUUUCAGCUGCAGGGCCAUCAGGUUGCUUUUAGCCAUGAAGCCGUGGUCAACAUUAUCAACCCCAGUGCCGAAGACAACUUCCAGGUGAUGCAAGGGAAGUACCGUAGUUCUGAAAUGGUAUCUGCCUGGGCACAGGAACUGGUGGAGCGCUUGGCUUCUGAUCUUCUCCUGGCUGCAGAGGAGGCCAUUAAUGAAGAAGGUCAGUUUCACCUGGCGUUUUCUGGUGGUUCCAGCCCAGUGGCACUGCUUCAUGCACUGGCCCUGAACCUCUACACCUUUCCGUGGCACAACACUCACAUAUGGCAAGUGGACGAGCGUUGUGUGCCACAUACAGAAACAGGCUCCAACUUUCGGUCCAUUCACGAUCUCCUGCUUCAGCAUAUCCACAUACCCUACUUCAACAUCCACCCCAUGCCUGUGCAUCUCACCCAACGGUUAUGUGUAGAAGAGGAUGGUGGACCGGCAUUAUAUGAGAAGGAAAUCAAUAAACAUGUCAACGGCUCCAGUUUCCACUACAUCCUGCUCGGCGUAGGCCAAGACGGCCACACUGCCUCAUUAUUCCAGGACACCAAAUUGGAAAAUGAUGAGGAACGGUUGGUUAUUUUGACAGAAAGCCCCAUUAAACCACAUCAGAGGAUGAGUCUCACAUUCACAGCUAUCAAUAGGGCUCGAAGGGUAGGUGUUUUAAUUAUGGGCAAGAGCAAGCACGAACUUGUCAGUCAACUCAGCCGAAUUAAGGGCGAAUCAUCCAAGUAUCCCAUUACCAAAGUACAGCCGAAAACCGGUACUCUUAUAUGGUACAUCGACUAUGAUGCAUUGUUAGGAUAAAUGGUCUAAAGACCAGUACAAACUGGUCAGUGAAGCCACCCGCCAGGGCUUAUAGCUCAAAUUGAAUGCUGUAUUGUGAAUGAUUGAAGAGUAUAAAUUGAAGUGUAAUUUUCACACCAACCGAGGU
Molecule: messenger RNA, 2503 nt
Organism: Carassius carassius (crucian carp)
Lineage: Eukaryota; Metazoa; Chordata; Actinopteri; Cypriniformes; Cyprinidae
Gene: h6pd
Product: hexose-6-phosphate dehydrogenase (glucose 1-dehydrogenase)
Exons: 4
Coding region: 1-2376 (791 amino acids)
Biological process (GO): pentose-phosphate shunt; pentose-phosphate shunt, oxidative branch; glucose metabolic process
Cellular component (GO): endoplasmic reticulum
Molecular function (GO): 6-phosphogluconolactonase activity; glucose-6-phosphate dehydrogenase activity; NADP binding
Source: RefSeq, a predicted model, not a curated record